CAUGCAGGAGAGGAGAGCAAUGCAACAGCAGAGCCCCGCGCCGCUCCCGCACCCGCAGUUAUUCUCUGCGGGCUGCAUCUCUGCUCGUUAGUGCCCGGUGCUCGGAGAGCAAAUUGGACAUCCUAUUGCCACCGCCGAGGGUGUUAGCAGAAGGCGGCUCGGGGGGAUCCAUCCAGACUGGGAGCUGGAAUUCAAGCAAAGCAACUGAAGCGAAAGCUUAGCCUGCCGGGGAAAAGCAGCGCUUUUCUCCAGGGGUGAUUUUCUCUGCUGCCACGUAACGUUCAGCAGGAGCUUGCUCUGAGCAGCUCCGGCCGCAGCCCUACAUCUUGCCCCGCCGCCCGGCAGCGGGUUGCACGCGGGCUGUCACGCAAUUCUGCCUGCAUCCAGGAUGCUUCGCUGCACCGCGGUGCUGGGAGCAGCUGGGCAGCCCCGAGUGAGCUGGCACGAGUAGCACCGGUGUCAUCCACAGCGGCAGGAAGAUUUGUCUCCACUGUAAGUGCUCCCAGGAAGAGCACAUUGUAACAGUUAUGCCUCUGGAGAUGGAGAAGACCGUCACCAAGCUGAUGUUCGACUUCCAGAGGAAUUCCACCUCCGACGACGACUCAGGCUGUGCACUGGAGGAGUAUGCAUGGGUACCUCCCGGCCUGAAACCCGAGCAGGUGCACCAGUACUACAGUUGCCUUCCAGAAGACAAGGUGCCCUACGUCAACAGCCCGGGGGAAAAAUCUCGCAUCAAGCAGCUUCUGCACCAGCUGCCACCGCAUGACAAUGAGGUCCGUUAUUGCAAUUCGUUGGAUGAGGAGGAAAAGAGGGAGCUCAAGCUCUUCAGCAAUCAAAGGAAGAGGGAAAACUUAGGGAGAGGCAAUGUCCGGCCAUUCCCCGUGACCAUGACAGGAGCCAUCUGCGAGCAGUGCGGUGGGCAGAUCAAUGGAGGGGACAUGGCUGUUUUCGCCUCGCGAGCCGGGCACGGCGUUUGCUGGCACCCUCCUUGCUUCAUCUGCAGUGUCUGCAACGAGCUGCUGGUCGAUCUGAUCUACUUCUACCAGGACGGCAAGAUUUACUGUGGCAGGCACCACGCCGAGUGCCUCAAGCCCCGGUGCGCAGCAUGUGAUGAGAUCAUUUUUGCUGACGAAUGCACGGAGGCCGAAGGGCGGCACUGGCACAUGAAGCACUUCUGCUGCUUUGAGUGCGAGACCGUGCUGGGGGGGCAGAGGUACAUCAUGAAGGACGGGCGGCCCUAUUGCUGCAGCUGCUUCGAGUCCCUCUACGCCGAGUACUGCGACACCUGCGCCCAGCACAUCGGUAUCGACCAGGGCCAGAUGACAUACGACGGGCAGCACUGGCACGCCACCGAGACCUGCUUCUGCUGCGCACAGUGCAAGAAGUCCCUCCUGGGCCGGCCCUUCCUGCCCAAGCAGGGGCAGAUCUUCUGCUCGCGGGCCUGCAGCGUGGGCGACGACCCCAACGGCUCCGACUCCUCCGACUCGGCCUUCCAGAGCGCGCGGGCCAAGGAGUCCCGCCGCAGCGCCAAGAUCGGCAAGAACAAGGGCAAGGCGGAGGAGACGGCGCUGAGCCAGCUGCAGGUCACCUCCAACCGCCUCUCCACCGACGUGGACCCGCUCUCGCUGCAGAUGGACCUGCUGAGCCUGGCCAGCCAGACGCCGAGCCUCAACCGGGAGCACGUAUGGAGGAGCAGGGAUGAGCUCUACCACUACGGGAGUAAAAUGGAGCAGGGGCAGGCCCAAAGCCCUCUGCAGCUUCUCAGCCAAUGCAAUAUCAGGACUUCCUAUAACCCCAGCCAGGUCCCAGGCUCGCAGCCAGAUUUAUGGGGUAAGCAUUUCAGCAACCCGAAGAGGAGCUCCUCGCUAGCCAUGAAGGGGCAUGGAGGCAGCUUCAUCCAGGACUGCAGAGAGGACUACUACUCGGGGAGGCUUCGCUCGCAGGAGAGCUACAGUGACAUGUCCAACCAGAGCUUCCCUGAGACCCGGGGGAGCCUCAAAGUCCCCAAGUAUGAAGAGGAAGAGGAAGGCGGGAUGCCCACUCCACAGUGCCGCACCCGGCACCCCAUCAAUGCCCUGAAGUUCACGGAGGACCUGACACCCACCGAGCAGACUCCUCGCGGCUCCAUGGAGUCCCUGGCUCUUUCAAAUGCCACAGGCCUCUCUGCAGACGGCGGAGCCAAGCGCCAGGAACACCUCUCCCGCUUCUCCAUGCCCGACCUGAGCAAAGACUCGGGCAUGAACAUCUCAGAGAAGCUGAGCACCAUGGGGACUCUCAACUCCUCCGUGCAGUUCCGCAGCGCCGAAUCCGUCCGCAGCCUGCUCUCGGCGCAGCAGUACCAAGACCUGGAGCCCAACCUGCACGACCUGGCCAGCCCCAUGAGCUACCGCGAGCGGCCGGCACAUGGCCGCCUGCACCAGAGCUUCGACUACGGCAGCGGGGUGGCCGGGGGCAAGCUGGCAGCGCAGGACAGCACCAGGCAUGCCCCCAUGAGCGAGCGCACCCGCCGACGAACUCCACUGCGGGACGAUGAGCGGCACUACCGCCCGCACCGGCCGCGGCGCUCCCGCCGCUCCCGCUCGGAUAACGCCCUGCACCUGGCCAGUGAGCAGUGCUGCCGACUGAAGGAGAGGCCCUCGCUGCGAGCCAGGGAGGAUUACGAUCAGUUCAUGCACCAGAGGAGCUGCAGAGAGAGCCUGGAGCAGGGUCCCCGCAGGGACGCCUACGGCCACUGUCCCAGGACGGUGUCAGACCUUGCCCUGCAGAACCACUUGGGUGAGCGGUGGGGGCCCUACUUUGCCGAGUACGACUGGUGCUCGACGUGCUCCUCCUCUUCGGAGUCCGACAACGAGGGCUAUUUCCUCGGGGAGCCGAUCCCCCAGCCCGCCCGCCUGCGGUACGUGACCAGCGAGGAGCUGCUGCACAAGUACGGCUCCUACAGCAUGCCCAAGUCUUCCACCUUGGGCGGCAGGGGACAGUUGCACAGCCGGAAAAGACAGAAGAGCAAAAACUGUAUCAUAUCCUAAUGGCAUCCUUGCCGGGCACCUUCGGAGAAUGUAGAUUAACUCACAAACUUGCACUGUUCUAGAUCAUGUAAGCGCGUUUAUUGUAAGAAAAGGACCUGAAGAGGAAGGGCUUGUAAGAAGGUUGUAGACUGGCUUCUAUAAAUAGUUAUAAUCAUGGGCACGGUGAAUAUAUUUUGCACAUCUUACCUUGAAAACACACACAAAAAAAAGAAGUUCACUUUAGCCUGUAAUACUUACCUAGUAGUUUCUCUUCUGUCUCCCAGAUACUGCCACCCUGUUGAGUUCUCUUUGCCCGUACGUUCUGUCACCACUCUUUGCAGUCACCAUCUGGUCACUGGUAGCUUUUGCUUCCCACCACGCCGUCGUUUUCCGUUCCCCAUUUUGGUACACCUUUGUCCCUCUCAGUGUGGGAGCCUAAGUUAUUUCCACGAUUGUUGUAAAUGCAAUGUAAAUGAGAGUUUGGAGAAAAUAUUUUUGUAUUUUGUAAUAUCAGAGGAAUUUCUAUAUCUUAGGAAUCACUGGGAAAAUGCAUGCACAUCCAUAGCUGUUUUUUGCCAGAGCUGAACAGAGUACUUUGGGCCCUCCCACUUUUCAUUUCAUCAUCAAAUUUCUUCAGCAUAUCAGUGAGAGUUUGAGUUGUUUUAUUUUUUUUAAUUCUUUUUUUUUUUUCCUAUUUGUUUUGUUCCUGGUAAGUAAAGAAAACAUUUUCUGACUCAUUAAACCUUGAAGAGCCCAAGGUGGCACUUUGAAGUCUGCUCACACCUGUGGUUUUCAGGUACGCUAUCAGUCAAAGACAGGAAUCCUGACAGCUGCAAAAGUGACUCUUUUUUUGUCAAAUAGGAAAGAACAGAACUACCAAAUGGCCGCAAAGUCGUAAAUGACCAAAGCUGGAGAAGGAAUUUUACACCUCUGUAGAGAAUGCUAAAGUUACUAAACGUCAAACUAUUAUUUGGAGUAAAUAAAAGUGUAAAUGGUGCAA
Numida meleagris (helmeted guineafowl) is the source of this 4005-nucleotide messenger RNA. It is a transcript of the gene PRICKLE2, whose product is annotated as prickle planar cell polarity protein 2. Bases 528 to 3026 code for a protein of 832 amino acids. NCBI's taxonomy places the organism in Eukaryota, Metazoa, Chordata, Aves, Galliformes, Numididae. The record is from RefSeq and is a predicted model, not a curated record. Gene Ontology annotation, molecular function: zinc ion binding. The transcript has 8 exons.